Messenger RNA from Camelina sativa (false flax), 2983 nucleotides. NCBI's taxonomy places the organism in Eukaryota, Viridiplantae, Streptophyta, Magnoliopsida, Brassicales, Brassicaceae. The record is from RefSeq and is a predicted model, not a curated record.
GUGGUUGAUUGGGUAAAAGGUUUGGAGUUCUUGGUUCAUACUACGAAAGGUAAAGAGGUUUCAAAAUUCUGAUAUUUUGAUUGGUUCUCAUAGUGUUGAUGACUAUCUUUCAUUGGUUGUCCCUUCACGAGUUUAAAACAAAGACAUGAAAGUGACACUAUGUUUCAAUAUGAGGUUUUGCACGGUUGAUUACUUUAUUUGGUAGGUUGGAAUUUUAAGAUUCAUUUCUUUUGGUCCAACUGGUAAGCACAAGUAUUAAAGAUUGGUGUAACAAGGUUUUAAGAACGUUAAUAACAUAAUUUAAUGCAGAAUCUUGAAAGAUGGGCGCUGUGGUCAACAUUGUUUAGAUUAAGUACUUGAGUUUGUUUUCUGGAUUAUUUCUCUAGCAUACAUGUUCUGUUAUUCCACUAAUCUGAAGAAGAUUGUUUCUUGGGAGUGCACGGGAUGACGAGGUUUGCUUGUUUGCUCCUCUUUACCAUGCUCUUGUUUAACAUGCUUUUAAGUUUUAGCUAUGCAGGGAUAACCACAGAGAGUCCUUUGUCAAUAGGACAAACUCUCAGCUCCUCUAAUGGUGUUUAUGAAUUGGGGUUCUUCAGUCCUAAUAACACCCAGUACCAAUAUGUUGGCAUCUGGUUUAAGGAUACUAUUCCCCGGGUCGUUGUGUGGGUUGCCAAUAGGGAGAAACCCGUCACGGACUCCUCUGCUAAUCUAGCUAUUAGUAGCAGUGGAAGUCUUUUGUUAUUCGAUGGAGAAAAUGGCGUUGUUUGGUCCAGUGGUGUAAAUUUUUCCUCUAACGGGUGUCGUGCAGAGCUUUCAGAUACCGGAAAUCUUAGAGUCAUAGAUAAUGUUUCGGAAAGAGAUCUGUGGCAAAGCUUUGAGCAUCUUGGUGAUACUCUGCUACAUACUUCAUUCCUGACGUAUAACCUUGCCACCGGUGAGAAGCGGGUGUUGACUUCUUGGAAAAGUUACACUGAUCCAUCAGUUGGUGACUUUUUGGGCCAGAUUACACCGCAAGUGCCAUCACAGGGGUUUAUUAUGCGAGGGUCGACGCCUUUGGAUCCUUGGGCUAAAACAAGGUUCACUGGGGUACCGUUUAUGGAUCAAUCAUAUACAGGUCCAUUUACUCUUCACCAGGAUGUGAAUGGGUCAGGGUACUUGACUUAUUUUCAAAAAAACUACAAACUUUCACGUAUAACUUUAACACCAGAGGGGUCAAUGAAGAUGUUUCGGGAUAAUGGAAUGGGCUGGGAAUUUUACUAUGAGGCUCCAGCCAAUUCAUGCGAUUUUUAUGGUGCGUGUGGACCAUUUGGGUUGUGUGUUAUGUCGGUUCCUCCAAAGUGUAAAUGCUUCAAAGGGUUUGUACCAAAAUCUAUUGAGGAGUGGAAAAGGGGAAACUGGACUGGUGGUUGUGUGAGGCGUACCAAGCUAGAUUGUCUAGAAAAAUCUACUGCCGGAGAUGCAGAUGUCUUCCAUCCAAUUGCCAACAUAAAGCCUCCAGACUUCUAUGAAUUUGCAAGUUCUGUGAAUGCUGAAGAAUGCCACCAACGUUGCCUCCACAACUGUUCUUGCUUGGCAUUUGCUUAUAUUAAUGGAAUUGGGUGCCUCGUGUGGAACCAGGACCUAAUGGACGCAGUGCAAUUUUCUGCAACUGGAGAACUUCUAUCUAUACGUCUUGCACGUUCUGAGCUAGGUGGAAAUAAGCGCAAGAAGACCAUUGUUGCUAGUACAGUGAGCCUGACCCUAUGUGUGAUCUUGAGCUUCUUUGCGUUUGGUGUCUGGAGAUGCAGAGUGGAACAUAACGCUCAUAUAUCAAAGGAUGUAUGGAUGAAUAAUCUGAACCCACAAGAAGUCCCAGGUUUAAACUUCUUUGAUAUGAAUACCAUUCAAAACGCCACCAAUAAUUUCAGUCUAUCAAACAAACUCGGACAAGGUGGAUUUGGUUCCGUUUAUAAGGGAAAGCUGCAAGAUGGGAAAGAAAUUGCAGUAAAACGUCUUUCUAGCAGUUCCGGACAGGGGAAAGAAGAGUUCAUGAACGAAAUAGUACUCAUCUCAAAACUCCAACACAGAAACUUAGUCCGGGUUUUGGGAUGUUGCAUUGAAGAAGAAGAGAAGCUAUUGAUUUAUGAGUUUAUGGUGAACAAAAGCCUUGAUACCUUUUUAUUUGAUUCAAGAAAAAGGCUCGAGAUUGAUUGGCCAAAAAGAUUUGAUAUCAUUCAAGGUAUUGCUCGUGGACUUCUCUAUCUCCACCAUGACUCACGCCUCAGAGUAAUUCACAGAGACCUGAAGGUCAGCAAUAUUCUUUUGGAUGAGAAAAUGAACCCAAAAAUAUCAGAUUUUGGAUUGGCUCGGAUGUAUCAGGGAACCGAAUAUCAGGAAAAUACUCACAGGGUUGUAGGAACUCUAGGAUAUAUGUCUCCAGAGUAUGCAUGGACUGGGCUGUUCUCUGAGAAAUCCGACAUCUACAGCUUCGGAGUUGUACUGCUAGAAAUCAUCAGCGGAGAGAAGAUCUCAAGAUUCAGCUUUGGCGAAGACGGGAAAACCCUUCUUGCAUAUGCGUGGGAAUCUUGGUCUGAAAAUGGAGGAACUGAUCUGCUAGACCAAGACGUUGCUGAUACAUGUCGACCAGUAGAAGUUGGGAGAUGUGUUCAGAUUGGUCUACUCUGUGUUCAGCACCAACCUGCCGAUAGACCCAACACACUUGAGUUGCUAUCUAUGCUCACCACAACAUCAGAUCUUCCAUUACCAAAACAACCCACAUUUGUAAUGCAUACGAGAGAUGACGAAUCACCGGCAAGGGAUUUGAUCACCGUCAAUGAGAUGACACAAUCUGUGAUCCUUGCGCGUUAAGAAACAUGAGUGAUUGAAAUUAUACAAUUGAAAGUGUGUUAUGUUCAUGAUAGAUCACAAAACUUUUAUUUCAUGUUUAUGUUCUUACAUUAUAACUUUAGUUUUUGACUCUUUAAAAGUAUUAAUAUUGAAUCUU